Molecule: messenger RNA, 1346 nt
Organism: Aspergillus wentii DTO 134E9
Lineage: Eukaryota; Fungi; Ascomycota; Eurotiomycetes; Eurotiales; Aspergillaceae
Exons: 4
Coding region: 18-1346 (442 amino acids)
Source: RefSeq, a predicted model, not a curated record
CGAUCUUGCCGGCCGGCAUGGAAGCCCACAACCUCCAGCCCAAUCCGCGGUUUCUCUUCCGCCAACCGCUCGCCCUGCAGUGGUUUGAAAAUGGCAAGCUUGUUAAGCGAUCGGAGGAGGAGCGGCAAGCUGGCCGCUUUGAGUUGUUUCUCGAUCUGUUGUAUGUCGCGAUUCUUGCGAACUUUGCCGACACUCUUGCCGAGGAUAUAUCAGGUGUGAAAGUAGUGAAAUAUAUUCUUAUUCUUGCCCCAUCAUGGCAUGUAUGGAGUGAUUUGCGCGAAAUCAUGAACUCCUUCUAUAAUGAUGACUUUCUCCAGCGCAUUCUGAUCCUCUGGGUGAUGGCCGUGCUGAUGGUGUAUGGCAAUAAUGCCUCGCUUGUCGAUGAAGAUAUCGGGGCCCUGCGUUCCACCGUCGGCGCGUAUAUGGUUGCUCGGCUGAGCUGCAAUAUCGCGCAGCUAUACUAUUCGUUUGGUAGUUAUCAUCAUCGCCCGCAACAGCGACUUUGGGUUGCUCUAUCUACAGCGUGCCUCUUCAUUUACAUUCCCCUCUAUGUGGAUACUAUCUCCCUUCGACACAAGAUUGCUGUUGCAGCUGUCGCUGUCGUGCUAGAGGAAUGCGUGUGGGUAUUCUGCUACUCACCCAUUGCGAAACGGAUGCUCAAGGCCAAGUAUACAACCGCCGUGGACAUUGCGCAUGAAAUCGACCGAUUCGCUGCCUUCUAUAUCAUUGCGCUUGGAGAGUUCCUCUACUGGAGUAUCGUUGGUAGUCCGGCCGCAAUUGGAUUUAACACUGGCUUGCUUAGAGCCGUAUGGACGCUGGUUAUUGCGUUUUGUCUUAACUGGAUAUACGUGCACAACGACGGAUCGUUACAUGGAACACACCCUCUUCGCCAUUCCAUCUGGACGGCAUUCUCAUGGGCAACUCUUCAUCUCCCGCUGAUUGCAUCUUUGCUUGCGGGCGGACACGUAGCUGCGCUGAGUGCAAAGGAGGACCAAUUCGGAGAGUCUGAACGGUGGUUGCUCUGUGGGAGCAUCGGGGUUGGAUUAUUCUGUCUCUGGGGAUUUGGAUUGCUGUAUGCCGAUAAGGAUGAACCUGGGACGUUGAUGCUGAACAAGCAUUUUCGUAUCAUAAUGCGUCCUAUUGUCGGAAUCGUGAUUAUCUGCCUUCCCCUGGCAGAUGGUGAGAAGGAGGUCACGACGACCAUGUCUACCAUGAUGGCGUUGAUUGUGUUUUGUCUCAUUUGGGAGAAUGUGACUUCUCUCCGAAGAGAUUGCCAGAUUUGGGAAAAGUGGGAGAAUACGAACUAUCCGGAGAAAGUAAUGGACGGGACGAAAGGGUCAGGUUGA